CCGCACCGCCGCGCAGCAGCCCGUUUUCUCGGCGGCGGCGCGGCGGCAUUUUCCUCAACCAAAAAUUUCAAGUUUACCUAUGACCUGAUGUCGUCUCAACACAACUCAUCGAAGCUUUGACAUCGCCUCUCGCCGCAAAAUUGUGUUCGUUCGAUAUUAGAGUUUCUUCCGCUCGGCCCAUUUUUUUUCUCCUUCUCUUUGCACCCUGCCCACCAUGGCGCCGAUUCCCAUCACCAUCAUCACCGGCUUCCUCGGUUCCGGUAAGACAACGCUGAUCCUCAACCUCCUCCCCCAGCUCAAGGCCGCAAACCCGUCGUAUAAGCUCGCCCUCCUAAAGAACGAGUUCGGUGACCUGGCAGUCGAUUCACAGCUGGCCUCCUCCAACGCCAUCUCCGGCGUGCAGGAGCUCCUCAACGGCUGCAUCUGCUGCAACCUCGUCGGCCAGCUGAGUGUCGCCCUCGCCGAGUUGCACUCGACCGUCCGCCCGGAUCGCAUUGUAAUCGAGACAAGUGGCUCCGCCUUCCCCGCAACCCUGGCACUCGAGGUCAAUCGCCUCGCCCGCGAGACGGGCAACUACACCCUCGACGGAGUCAUCAGUGUCAUCGACACGGAGAACUGGAAGGGCUACGAGGACACAAGCUACACGGCGCGCAUCCAAGCCAAGUACACGGACCUGAUCGUCUUCAACAAGUGGGAGCUUUGUUCCGAGGACCGCUUCGAUGAGGUCCUCGACCGGGUUGGCGAUCUUGAGGUCGACAUCCCGUGGGUCAAGAGCAAGAAGGGCUGGGUUGGGGCCAACCUCGUCUUUGGCGUAGAUGGCGGUCUCGCCCAGGGCUUGAAGGAGGACCACGCGCACGAUCACGACCACAAGGGAGAUAACCACUCGCACGACCACCAGACCGAGGUCGAGGUUUUGUCGGUUGAGCUCAAAGGGCCCAAGGAUGCUGCAGUCAACGCGGACAAGCUGCAGAGCCUACUGCGCGCGGCGCCCAAGGACGAGGUGUACCGUAUCAAGGCUGUUCUGACGGCGUCGUCGACGGUCAGAGACUCUGACGAAGACGCCCAGAUCCCCACACCGCCCCACCCCAAGUCGCGGUAUAUCCUCAACUGGGCGUUUGGCCGCUGGACAUUCACCCCGAUUGCGGAGGGCAGUGCCGAGCACGCUUCCAGUCAAGGGGCUCUUCUGCGUAUGACGAUGAUUCUAGGGCGGUAUGAGAGCAACAAGUGGAAGAAGAAGCUCGAGACGGGCUCGUUCUUGGAGGUCGAGGGUGGCGAGGGCGAGUUGGUGGUUUCAAAGAUUCUAUGAAGACAUGAGCAGACGAACGAAUAUAGAGAUAGAAAGAGCUGCGACAAAUGAGGCGCAUUAAGUAAUGUCCGAGGUUCGGGAAGCAGGCAGUGACAUUACAAUGCGAAAGAAGCAUGGCUGAGAGAGGAGGAAUUUCCACCCUAGACAGAUCUUUCGUAGAAUCGUGAAAGCAUCUAGAUUUCCAAAGCUGCUUCUGGAGAUGAUCUUCAGGCAAGCACGAUUUUGGCAUACACACAUUUAAACACAUAUCUGUCAAAGUGCAGUCAGUUGCUUGUCAAAUCAAUUUGUGGCAUCUGUUUUGUG
Molecule: messenger RNA, 1609 nt
Organism: Colletotrichum navitas
Lineage: Eukaryota; Fungi; Ascomycota; Sordariomycetes; Glomerellales; Glomerellaceae
Product: CobW/HypB/UreG
Exons: 1
Coding region: 215-1306 (363 amino acids)
Cellular component (GO): cytoplasm
Source: RefSeq, a predicted model, not a curated record